ACUGAUGGUGGUUUCUUGAAAAGCUAGGGUUAUUUUCGUAAAAGCACGCAGUACCCCUUCAAGAUCCGCGUCCGGAAAAGGAAAACAACACGAGUUUAAAAUCAAAACCCUCUCUCUCGGAAGCCUGCAAUUCGCCCGUUCUCACUGAGUCACUCACGCACCUUUGUUAAUCUGAAGAAACAAUGUUUGAGGCACAGAGGUUUGUGGAUUUGCAAGAAAAUCCAAAUUUCGGGGACCCUAAAUCGUGGCUUUCUGGGGAGGACAACGACUCGUCCCCGAGUCGCCGGCAAAUUCAGUCCUCACUCGCUAACUCUACCGCCACCUCAACGGGUCCGAGCGGCAACUUGGAUCGGGUCCUCUUUAAUGACCUCGUCGAGAUUGUCCCUCUCGUGCAGUCUCUCAUCGAUCGGAAAGCAAACAGUUCGUUUACGCGGCGGGGUUCAAUGAUCUACACAAAGACGCCCUCAAGAGAAUCCUUCGCUAGAAAAGUAAUUGAAUCAAAAGGGCGGAAUGCAGCUCAAUCCAUACCCGCCAAAAAGAGAAAGGACCCUGGAGACAAGGACCAGGGUAUUAAUGGUAGCAAUAACCCAGAUGCUGAUAGCUUUUCAAUUUUUUCGUCAAGGGCUUUGGCUGCAGAAAAGGAUAGAGAAGAGUUGGCCAUUUUAAAGGAGCAAGUGGAGGAUCUGAAAAUGAGAUUGUCAGAGAAAGAUGAACUUUUGAAAUCUGCAGAGAUCUCAAAGAAUCAGUUGAAUGCUGUCCAUGCAAAACUCGAUGAACUGAAACACCAGGCUGCAGAGAAAGACUCUUUAAUAAAGUCUACUCAGCUACAACUUUCUGAUGCAAAGAUUAAGCUUGCAGACAAGCAAGCUAUGCUCGAAAAGAUACAGUGGGAAGCAAUGACAUCCAACAGGAAAGUGGAGAAGCUCCAGCAGGAGCUGGACUCUAUGCAAGGAGGAAUUUCAUCUUUUAUGCUUUUGUUUGAAGGCUUGACAAAGAAUGAUUCUGCUACCUAUGCUGAUGAUUAUGACAUAACAUCGAAUUACUUGGAUCAUCUCCCUCAAAUUGAUUGGGGGAGGGGUGUCUUUCCCAUUGUUGUCUUCUUUUCUUUUUCGGUUUCUUGCUACUUCAUCUUCUUUGGAGCCCAUAACAACUGUGCCCAUCUUUUUCACAUCACCGUUCACACAGAUAAGAACAACCUUAGUUUCUUCUCUGUUUUUUCCCUUCCUUUUGCACUUCAAAUCAUAUCCUCUCUGUGACUACUUUUGAAAUCCUUAUUCCUUAGAUUUCACCAAAACCUUAAUUUAAGGCUGGUAUAAGCUGUAUACUGAAAAUCUCUUACAGGAAUGUGCAUAGUUCUCGCAAUGAUGAUUCACAAAUUGAAACAAUAAAGAAAAUGAAAAAAAGGAAUUGUCACUUUAUAUUACUGAGACUCCUUACAGCAUCUUUACAGCUGCAUUUUUAUUUUAUUUUAUUUUUGGCUGCCCUUGGAAAGUACAUAGUUCUCUAAAUGAUGAUUCACAAAUUGAAACAACGAAGAAAAUGAAGAACAAUGAACUGUGAGGUCAUGUGAGAGAUCUAGUUUUAGGUGGAAUUUGAGACGAUAAACAUUACAAACAUUUAACCAAUAUGUUGUUUAAGAGGGACUGGGUUGAGUCUGCAGAUACAUAUAACUUUUACUCUCCGGCUGUUAUAUAUUUUGCAAAUGAGACAUUUAUGC
Messenger RNA from Carya illinoinensis, 1717 nucleotides. Its product is annotated as protein MICROTUBULE BINDING PROTEIN 2C. The transcript has 5 exons. Bases 183 to 1256 code for a protein of 357 amino acids. NCBI's taxonomy places the organism in Eukaryota, Viridiplantae, Streptophyta, Magnoliopsida, Fagales, Juglandaceae. Gene Ontology annotation, molecular function: microtubule binding. The record is from RefSeq and is a predicted model, not a curated record. Gene Ontology annotation, biological process: plasmodesmata-mediated intercellular transport.